Messenger RNA from Cynara cardunculus var. scolymus (artichoke), 2337 nucleotides. RefSeq lists its product as uncharacterized. NCBI's taxonomy places the organism in Eukaryota, Viridiplantae, Streptophyta, Magnoliopsida, Asterales, Asteraceae. The transcript is spliced from 2 exons. The coding region runs from base 167 to 2206 and encodes 679 amino acids. The record is from RefSeq and is a predicted model, not a curated record.
AAUUUGCUUAAAAUCAAUAUUUCUUUUUCAUUAUUAAUCCAAGUUUCGAGAGGGUAAUAAUAAAAACUCACCUACUUCGAUAGCGAUUAAUUGAACCCCCAAAUCACCUUUCAUGGUCUGAGGAAGAUUCGAUUAUCGAACAAAAAAGCUUUCUUUUCAUCCAGAAAUGGAGACCAUCGAUGGGAACACGAUAACAACUGAAACCCUAGGAGGGGUAUUUUCGUCUUUUUCCCCAACUGAUGAUUCGCAUAAAAUCUUAAAACCCAGUUCGGAGGAAAAAGUCGGUGAAGAUUUGCGGCCGGAAAAUGAGGUUUUGUGUGAUGAGACGACGGCGGGUGGCGGCGGAGGAGAUGGUGGCGCUGCGGUGGUUGUUACAACGACUGUAAUAGAAAAGACUCAGACUUCUGUUGUGAUUCAAGAAGUUAAAGACGACGACGUUUUAGAGAAUCAAGCAGAAGGAUUUGAGAUUCAUGAGAAUGAGAAAGAAGGGGUUUCUGGUAAUUUGGUUGGUGGUGAUGAUGAGAAUAUGGUAUUUGCAGAUGCAAAGAGCUCGUUUUCCGGCGGUAAUGGCGGCGAGAUGAAGUCGGUUUCCGGGGUUAGUGAUCCGACAGGAGUUGAUAAACAAGAAAACGAAGCGGAAAUCGUCGAAUCCAGGGAAGAUACGAGCAAGGACGAUGAGGGAAUUCAUGUAAACGGUCAAGAUUCCGUCAGGGAAUUAGCGGAGAAUGAAGGCGAUUAUGAUGGUGAACGGGAUGAACCCGUAGAAGAAGAAGAAGAUCACGAUUUCGUCGUGGGUGAUUUCAUUUGGGGUAAAAUCAAGAGUCAUCCAUGGUGGCCCGGUCAGAUUUACGACCCUUCGGAUGCGUCGGAUUAUGCCGCUACUUUGAAACGUAAAGGUCAUCUCUUGGUAGCGUAUUUUGGGGACGGGUCGUUUUCUUGGUGCUCACCAUCUCAAUUAAAACCGUUCAUCGACUGCUUUGACGAAAUGUCGAAGCAGAGUGACUCCAAGAAGUUUGUGAAUGCGGUUCAGAAGGCUUUAGAAGCGGUUGGUACACUCGUGGAGGCGGAAAUGAUGUGUAAAUGUCGACCAGUUGAUCAGGAUGGUGACGGGUUUGUGGCCGUGAACAGCGGGAUCAAGGCGGGAGUUGGUAUGCCGAAAGGGAACACGAUCAAGAUUUUGAUCGAUGGAAUGAAUCCGGUGGAGCUUUUUUCGACUUUGAAAGCUUCUGCAACAAUGGAGCCAGGUGUAAAAAUGGCUGAGCUUGAACUCACUGUUUUGAAAAGCUGCCUGACUGCUUUUUAUCGAUGGAAAUGCGGUCAAUCAUUGCCAGAAUAUCACGAUCUGAAGUAUAUCGAAGGUCUUGAAGACGGGGAGAGAAGCGGGUUCGUUUCGGAUUCCGAUAUCAACGGCCCGUCAGAAAGUGGUGACGGAAAGUUGCAUCAAAAACGGAAGCAGAAAAGUGUGGCGGAGCUUUUGGGAGAAGGCGGUGAAGACGAACGUAAAAUCAAGAAAGUGAAAACGAGCGGUGGAGGUUCUGGUUCACGAUCGUUGAAGAGGGAGCGGAAACGGAAGGCGUUGGUGGUGUCGGUUUCGCCGGAAAGCGAUUUCGACAGCGGUGGAAUUGAAGAAGAAACAAUGUCGCCACGCCAACGGAAGAAAAGCAAGUAUCUUUCGCCACCGUAUACAAGUCCAAUCUGGACCGGAAAACAUUCAGGUUCGUUUAGAGAGCUGAAAACGGAAUCCGAGAAGGUUCCAGAAAUGGCGGCUAAACAUCUAGAAGAUUCUUUGAAAAGGAGCAGCAGCAGCAGUGGGAGGAAAUCUCGAUCUCAUCACCACCGAGGAGGUCCGCGAGACGGGUGCGAACGAGAUUCGAAAGACGACCAGAAGACGAUAAUUGAUUCUGCUGUGAACGUGAACAAGGUGUUGGAAGGUCUGUUACGUGCGGCCCUCGAUCCAUCGAGUUUCGUGAAGAAGAAGAAGCUUCCGGAAGUUUCUGAGUUUGUUUCGGCCUUCCGGAGCUCGGUUUUUGAAGACGGGUCGAACGAGAAGGAACCCAUGUCGGACCUCGAGUUUAUCGAGCGGAAACUGGAGUCGAUUCGGGAAAUGGUGAAGGGAUGUGAAGAAGGGGAAAUGAGUGAAGCAAUGAAGGGAAAUUUGGAAGAAGGGAUCGAAGAGGUUCUUGAGAAGGUUUGGAAAAUGAAAUGAAAUGAAAUGAAAUGAAGUGAAUUUGUUUGGUUUGGUAGUAAAAUUAGGUUUUGGAGGUUAGAAAUUUCAAGGAUGGAAAUAGAUUAUAUAUUUUGCCUUUUUUCUUUCUUGUUAUCUUUGGAUUCGAGUCU